AAUAAAGUUUCACGAAAUGUGAGCGCAACGAUGAUAAUUAGUAUUCCGAAAAUGAAAAAUACGCUGCAUUUUCUGAAGUUGACAGUGUUGUUUCUUCUAUUAAGCUUAGUUGUUUACUAUGUUAUUUAUAAAUCUCAUAGACCUAAGGUAUACAAAAAUGAAAUUUUCUACGCCGAUACAGUAAAGGAAGAUUCCUAUGUGGUUCACCAAACAAAACGAAGCAAAUUUGAUAAUGAUUUUGCAGUUGAAAAAACAUUUAAGUUUACCCUUUCAGGAGAAACGAUUUCUCAUACUUUAAAAGAAAACGUAACAAAAAUAUCAGGGGGUGUCUUCUCUAAAUUAAAAUCAACUUCUGUCAUCAUAAAUGAUACAAAGAGGAUAAAUAUCACUCAGUACCAGCCAUUAGAAUCAUUAUUAGAUGAAAAUACAAGCGAUAAACUGAAGACCAAUGACAGGCAUUUACAACCACACAUUACUGAAGCGAUUUCCUCACACAAACUUGUAGAGUCAAAGAAAACAGUAAUAUUUUCUGGGGUAACUGAUAAAGAUAGCAGGAGCGUGAUAAUGCUCGAUGAUACUGCGAAACGUUUAGAACAUCGUGCUGAAGUAGUGCGACGGUUGUGUCAAAAGUGGAACACAGAAAAGGGGAAACCACUUCAUAGAGUGUCUGCAGAGAAGAAGGAGCAGAUCAUCUUAUCACACUUUUAUCUGGCAAGGUCUGCAUCUACUUUGACAUGCCCAAUUAACAAGGCCGGUUCGACCUCGAUAGUAGCAGGCUUGAUGGAGGCUGAGGGAAACUCUCUGCCGACUAUGGAGGACGAUUCUCUCUCUGUCCAUGGGGCCGCUGCUGUACUCAGGCCCCAGACUGAGGCCGAGUUCAACUUCACAAAAAAAUAUUUCUUCAAGUUCCUGUUGGUGAGACACCCAUUUGAGAGGUUGCUGUCUGCUUAUAGAGAUAAGGUUGAGCGCGCAAAUCACUGGUCCCUCGUGCAGUUCAGAAAACACAUUCUUUCAAGUCUCUCCUCAAAGCAAAUUGAAAUCGGAACUGAAUCAACAACAUCUGAAGAGGAAAAUGAUGCUGCAAGGGAAGCCAAUGAACCAAAUGAAGAAAUUCCGUCUUUUAGCGAUUUCUUGGAAUAUAUAUUGAUGCCCAAUAUGACAGAUGCAGACUUCUCAUCCCACUGGGCCCCUUACUGGCAGUGGUGUUCGCCCUGUGCUCUCAACUACACGGCAAUCGCCACGCUUGAGACAGCUGGGAGUGACUUAGAGUACAUUUGGCGCAGGGUAGGCUUACGCUCGUCGGAAAAACCCUGGCGCAAUCGUAAUGGCCUUAGCCUUUCCCCAAAGCCUAGUGUGUUGAGCCGCUAUUACCAACAGCUGUCUCCUUCCCUCAUACGUAGAGUCUACCAGGAAUAUAGUCGGGAUUUCAAGCUUUUCCAGUAUGAUGUCAGAGAUGUGUUUCGGCUCGGUAGACACUGUGUGUUAGGUGACUGUAGCGAUGUAGGAUAUUUAUAACAAAGUGAUGGAAUGUACUGUGGUAUUGUUAGUUUUACGUGUGUGGGUGGGUUUCAUAUCACGUCUUUUGUAGUGUUUUGAAUGAUUUGGAAUGCAGAUUAUGAAUACAAAUAUUUGU
Molecule: messenger RNA, 1633 nt
Organism: Penaeus chinensis
Lineage: Eukaryota; Metazoa; Arthropoda; Malacostraca; Decapoda; Penaeidae
Product: carbohydrate sulfotransferase 10-like
Exons: 8
Coding region: 31-1515 (494 amino acids)
Biological process (GO): carbohydrate biosynthetic process
Cellular component (GO): membrane
Molecular function (GO): sulfotransferase activity
Source: RefSeq, a predicted model, not a curated record